Molecule: messenger RNA, 4917 nt
Organism: Scomber scombrus (Atlantic mackerel)
Lineage: Eukaryota; Metazoa; Chordata; Actinopteri; Scombriformes; Scombridae
Gene: pkn2a
Product: protein kinase N2a
Exons: 23
Coding region: 270-3236 (988 amino acids)
Biological process (GO): protein phosphorylation; signal transduction
Molecular function (GO): small GTPase binding; protein serine/threonine kinase activity; ATP binding
Source: RefSeq, a predicted model, not a curated record
UUCUGGGCUGCUCUGACCUCACAGAGUGUGAAGCUAAGACGGAUUUGGCUGUCGCUGCUCAGACGGUUUAUCUUCCCCUGUUGAUGUCAACAGUCUGCGUGAGAAAGAGAGCGCAAAAUGCGAGAGAAAAUCGGAUACUCGGGGAGUGAAUGAGUGGGGCCUUGGACGGAGCCUCUCCCAGCCAUGGUGUAGCCUAACCUUUGUGGCGGAGCGUAUCGUUUUUCCUUCGCUGGGGUGGAUGUAAUGACUGUUUAGCUGGUCAGCAGAACAUGCGAGGACUGGGUUGUUCAUCUGAUGUAGAGAUGGAGUUGGAUGAAACCGAUGAAGCUACGGGGGAUGCCAGGGGCCAGAUGGUGGCAGAGCGAUUGGGUCUGGGACACAACCUGGACCUGUCCGACACCAUGGUCCAACAGAAGCUGGAAGAGAUCAAGGAGCAGAUCCGUCGCGAGAUCCGCAAGGAGCUGAAGAUCAAAGAAGGAGCAGAGAACCUGCGCAAGGUCACCACAGACAAGAAGAGCCUGGCUUAUGUCGACAACAUGCUGAAAAAAUCGAACAAGAAGGUUGAGGAGCUUCACCAGGAGCUGCAAGAGCUUAACGCCCACAUUGUGGUCAAAGACCCCGAAGAGCUGCAAGAAUGCCCUCUGACCCCAGACACCCCGAACAGCGAGAACAGAAUGUGCACCAGCAGUAGCCGCCUGGCUGCCCUCAAAAGACAGAACGACAUCGAGCUCAAGGUCAAACAGGGUGCCGAGAACAUGAUUCAGAUGUACUCCAACGGGCCUUCCAAGGAUCGGAAGUUGCUAGCGACAGCCCAGCAGAUGCUUCAGGACAGCAAGACAAAGAUCGAGUUCAUCAGGAUGCAGAUCCUUAAGGCCAGCCAGGCCAGCGAGCUGAGCUUCGAGAGCAACGAAGUGAUGGACAAACCCAUCAUCAGCCCGCUGGACCUGCGGGUGGAAGAGCUGUGUCACCACGCCAGGAUAGAGUCCGCCGUGGCUGAGGGAGCCAAGAACGUCAUGAAACUCCUGGGCACAGGAAAAGUCACAGAAAAAAGAGCACAUUCAGAGGCGCAGGCUCGUUUUAACGAGUCCAGCCAAAAGCUCGACCUCCUGCGAUAUUCCUUGGAGCAACGUCUCAACGAGUUGCCUAAAAACCACCCGCGCAGCAGCAGUAUUGUGGAGGAGCUGUCCCUCUUGUCCACGCCGGUCCUCAGCCCAAGAUCCAGCAUCAUUUCCACACAGAACCAGUACAGCACUGUGACCAAGCCCGCUGCACUCACAGGCACAUUAGACGUUAGGCUCAUGGGCUGUCAGGACCUUCUGGAAAAUGUCCCGGGCCGUUCCAAAGCUGCAUCUAUCCCACUGCCCGGCUGGAGCCCGAGCGAGACGCGCUCAUCCUUCAUCAGCAGAGCAAACCGAAACCGCGGCGUGAGCUCGCGUAACGUGACGAAGAGCGAGGAACUCUCCAAUGAGAUCGGUGCAGUUUUGAAACUCGACAACACAGUAGUCGGCCAGACGAGCUGGAGGCCAGUCAGCAACCAGGCCUGGGACCAGAAGUUUACAUUGGAGCUGGAUCGGUCUCGUGAGCUGGAGAUCUCUGUGUAUUGGCGUGACUGGCGUUCGCUCUGCGCGGUCAAGUUCCUGCGGUUGGAGGACUUCCUGGACAACCAGCGUCACGGGAUGUGUCUGUACCUGGAGCCACAGGGGAUGCUGUUUGCUGAGGUAACUUUUUUCAAUCCUGUCAUUGAGAGACGGCCAAAGUUGCAAAGACAAAAGAAGAUUUUCUCAAAGCAGCAAGGUAAGACCUUCCUGCGAGCCCCUCAGAUGAACAUCAACAUCGCCACAUGGGGCCGCUUGGUGAGAAGAGCCAUACCGACCGUCAGCACUAACUCCUUCAGCCCGCAGGCAGUUGAGACUGGGCCCAGCAGCCUGCCUGGUUCACCCACACCCUGCAGCGACCCGCUGGUGACCAAGCUGGACUUUGACAAAGAGCCCACCCCAGGACCCAAGCACUACCCAGCACCCGACGACAACCGGGAGCCACUUGUGCAGCAUAAGAUGCCCGACAAGGAGGAAGUACAGGAUGCUCUCGCCUCAUUCGACUUCCUGAACAAGAGAAACAGCAUAGCGGUGAAGGGGGACCUGGACGGAGUAGUGGAGCAGGAGAUCCAGCAUCCAGACCUGGAGCUCACUGCCAUCCAAAAAGACGCAGAUAUAAGGGAAGAAGAGCAGUUCCACUUCAGUCUCAAAGACUUCAAAUGUGUGGCGGUCCUCGGACGUGGACACUUUGGAAAGGUGUUGUUAGCAGAGUAUAAAAGCACGGGAGAGAUGUUCGCUAUCAAAGCUCUGAAGAAAGGAGACAUUGUGGCUCGUGAUGAGGUGGACAGUCUGAUGUGUGAGAAGAGGAUUUUCGAAACAGUCAACAGCGUCCGCCACCCGUUCCUGGUCAACCUGUUUGCAUGUUUCCAGACGCAGGAGCAUGUUUGUUUUGUCAUGGAAUACGCAGCGGGAGGGGACCUGAUGAUGCACAUCCAUGCUGAUGUUUUCUCUGAGCCCAGGGCCGUGUUUUAUGCAGCCUGCGUCGUUCUGGGAUUACAGUUCUUACAUGACCAUAAGAUUGUAUACAGGGAUUUGAAGCUCGAUAACCUGCUCCUGGAUACAGAGGGAUAUGUGAAGAUUGCUGAUUUUGGGCUUUGCAAAGAAGGAAUGGGUUUCAGGGACCGCACCAGUACUUUCUGUGGCACACCAGAGUUUUUAGCUCCGGAGGUUUUGACUGAAACGUCGUACACUCGUGCCGUGGACUGGUGGGGGCUCGGCGUCCUCAUCUUUGAGAUGCUGGUUGGGGAGUCCCCCUUCCCCGGUGACGAUGAGGAAGAGGUGUUUGACAGCAUCGUCAACGAUGAAGUCCGCUACCCACGGUUCCUCUCGACUGAGGCCAUCUCCAUCAUGAGGAGGCUUUUGAGGAGAAGCCCCGAACGACGUUUGGGAGCAGGAGAAAGGGACGCAGAGGAGGUUAAGAAACAUCUAUUCUUCAGGAGCAUGGAUUGGAACGGACUGCUGGCGAAGAAGGUGAAGCCGCCGUUCGUGCCGACCAUCCAGGGCGCCAACGACGUCAGCAACUUCGACGAUGAAUUUACCUCAGAGGCGCCCAUCUUAACGCCACCGAGGGAACCCCGAAUGCUGAACUUGGACGAGCAGAGCAUGUUCUCUGACUUUGAUUACAUUGCUGACUGGUGUUAGCUCACCUGACCUCCCCUCUACAAACAAACACACACACACACAUGCAAACACACACAUACACACACUGUGAACCAACAAGAACAGAAAUGACUGUAACUCACAUCUGUUUAAAACUUUGCUCUUCCCUGCCCAAAAUGUUGAGGGGGGAGCAGCGAAUGUGGCUCCCCAGGCCUUCCGGCAGAACUCUGUGCCAUUGAGAAGAAAGUCCAGAAGCCUCCUGAGGAACCCCAGCGUCUUUUUUCUUUUUUUUAAAUCAACAUGAAGAACUUUUUUUUAACAAAAAGAAAAACAAAUGAAACUCUGUUGUUGGAGAAACUGAGUGAAGGAGGAGGGAUGCACACGUCGUCGUCGUGUUCGUUGUCUGACCACUGAGAAUGUUUUUCAUAUGAACUCCGAGAAGACGGCAACAUCACAAUCAGUUUAUAUAGUGUCACUGUCUUCCUCUUUUUCUUUCGAAUCUGUACAGAUUAUAUUCAGUCGUAUAUUUUAUUGUCGUGUUUUUUCUUCUUUCUUUUUUUCUUUGCAAAGCCCUCGCCAUAGCUUUAGGACUUUUAUCUCACUGUUAACUUUGACAUUUCUGCCACAAUCAUGUCUGAAACUGGUGUUCAGUGAAUUUGAAGUGCUUAUAGCGUCGUCACCGAACGCUCAAACACAACAAACAUCUUGACUACUACUGCUGCUUCUCGACUUGAAAUCCAAGUUAGUCUUCACACUACAUCUCCUUUCAUCUGAGGGUCCCAGUCUCUGUCUACAACCCAGUUGAACACUUUACUUACCUGAAGCUUCUGGAUACAAGACACAUAUUAGUAUAAAACUGCUCCUACUUAAAUUAAUUAAGAUUAAUUUUGAUAGACCAUCACUUAAAUCGAUUUUAUAAAAGAUUGAAUAAUUAAAGAUGCGUUUAGGCCAAAUUAAAUAAUGCUUAAUUUGUUUUCUUUUAGAUGCUCUCUGGUUCUGCAGCUUCAGCUAAAUUCGAGCUUUUGAGCAGUGAAAUCAAACUUUGUGCUUCUGACAUGAAGAUGAGUUCAGUUGAAUUUCAAAUCUAUGUCCUGUUUUUUUUCUUUUUUAUUCACCUGACAGCAUUGUUGUCGUUACCUCAGUCAAGAGUGAAAACACUAAAAAGUGACUCGCACAGUUACAGCUACCAAAACCAAACUCAUCCUGUCCCUCUAGAGGCCGCAGACAAAAGUAAUCUGAUGGAUGGUCUGACAGUGAAUCCAGUGAUGAAUUUGAAAAAUCCACAAGUGCUGAGUUAUUUGGGAACGCUAAACAUUAAACUCAGUCACUUCAGGUCUUCCCUUCUACCAGCCGAUGACUUUGUCAAUUUGCAUGUUUUCUAAAAAUUGACUCAAAUGUUUGCAGAGCUGUUGAUAUGAAUCACUACAGGGGAGGGCAGGGUAUAUUAUAUAUACAUACUGUAUGUACACAAGCUGAAAGCACUAAUUUUAUCAAUAGUUUAAUUAUCUACGUUUCUUAAUGAUGAAAAUAGAUUGUACAAAGUUUUGUUUUUUAUUCCUUGCUUGUGCAUGUUGUUGCCAGAACAGACAAGAACUUUACGGAUGGUACACCAAUUCUCAAGUCACAACUGUCGCUCAUCAUCCCGGUGUAAAAAUCAGAAAAGGCAUUUUUGCAGUCGUUUGUUACCCAUCAUGAAUGCACAAAUUAAACAUUUGUAAUAGUG